Dovyalis caffra is the source of this 3126-nucleotide messenger RNA. The record is from the annotation of a GenBank genome assembly. Lineage: Eukaryota; Viridiplantae; Streptophyta; Magnoliopsida; Malpighiales; Salicaceae.
AUGGAUUCUUCAUCACAUCAUAGAAGAGGAGGAGGAGGAGGUAUGGUUUCGCUAUCGCCAUCGCCAUCGCACACUCCUCGAUCAACUGAUAAGUCAGCAAGAGAUCUGCGAUCUGGGGAUUUCAAUGCCCAUUCCAAUUCCAGCAGUAAACAUGAUAAAGAAAAGGGUGUCAAUGUGCAGGUCAUUGUGCGUUGCAGGCCACUGAGUGAGGAUGAGUUGAGGGUGCACACUCCGGUAGUGAUUUCUUGUAACGAGGGUAGAAGGGAAGUGUCCGCGGUUCAGAAUAUUGCUAACAAGCAGAUAGAUAGAACCUUUCUAUUCGACAAGGUUUUUGGCCCAGCAUCCAAACAAAAGGACUUGUAUGAUUUGGCAGUGUCUCCAAUUGUGUACGAAGUUCUUGAAGGUUAUAACUGCACCAUCUUUGCGUAUGGCCAGACAGGAACAGGGAAGACAUACACAAUGGAAGGAGGAGCCAGGAAAAAGAAUGGAGAAUUUCCAAGUGAUGCCGGUGUUAUACCAAGAGCAGUUAAACAAAUUUUUGAAAUAUUAGAAGCUCAAAAUGCCGAGUAUAACAUGAAAGUUACCUUUUUAGAGCUGUACAAUGAGGAAAUAACAGAUCUUUUGGCCUCAGAAGAAACUCCAAAAUUUAUCGAUGACAAAUCUAAGAAACCAAUAGCUCUUAUGGAAGAUGGAAAAGGCGGUGUUCUUGUAAGAGGCUUAGAAGAAGAGAUAGUAUGUACUGCUAAUGAAAUUUACAAAAUCUUGGAGAAGGGCUCUGCCAAAAGGCGCACAGCUGAGACUCUUCUUAACAAGCAAAGGGAGGAGAUGAUCAAAUGUGGAAAGCUGAAUCUUGUUGAUCUUGCUGGUUCUGAGAAUAUUUCCCGUUCUGGUGCCCGAGAGGGGAGAGCAAGGGAAGCAGGGGAGAUUAAUAAAAGCUUGCUUACACUUGGUCGUGUGAUCAAUGCUCUUGUUGAGCAUUCUGGUCAUAUUCCUUAUAGGGAUAGCAAACUAACCAGGCUAUUGAGAGAUUCGCUUGGUGGGAAAACAAAGACAUGCAUAAUCGCCACAGUAUCACCCUCUAUUCAUAGUCUGGAAGAAACACUCAGCACUCUAGAUUAUGCACACCGUGCUAAAAAUAUAAAGAACAAACCAGAGAUAAAUCAAAAGAUGAUGAAAUCUGCAAUGAUUAAGGAUCUGUAUUCUGAAAUUGACCGACUGAAGCAAGAGGUAUAUGCUGCCAGAGAGAAAAAUGGAAUCUAUAUACCACGAGAUCGUUAUCUUCAGGACGAGGCUGAAAAGAAGGCAAUGGCUGAAAAAAUAGAGCGCAUGGAACUUGAUUCAGAAUCCAAGGACAAACAAUUUUUGGAGAUCCAGGAACUCUACGAUUCUCAGCUACAUUUGACAGCAGAUUUAAGCGAGAAACUUGAUAAAACCGAGAAAAGGCUCGAGGAAACUGAAAAUUCAUUAGUAGAUCUCGAAGAAAAACACAGACAAGCAAACACAACUAUAAAGGAGAAGGAAUUUUUUAUAUCUAAUCUCCUCAAAUCUGAGAAAGGACUAGUUGAGCGUGCAUUUGAGCUUCGAUCAGAGCUAGAAAAUGCUGCAUCAGAUGUGUCUGGUUUAUUUGCCAAAAUUGAGCGGAAGGAUAAAAUUGAAGAUGGAAACAGAGUCCUUAUACAGGAAUUCCAGUCCCAGUUGACCCGACAACUUGAGAUCUUACAUAAGACUGUGGCAGCCUCAAUGACUCAACAAGAGCAGCAACUAAAAGACAUGGAGGAAGAUAUGCAGUCCUUUGUAUCAACGAAGGCCGAGGCUACUGAAGAACUUCGAGGGAGGGUUCGAAAGCUGAAAACCAUGUAUGGAUCUGGUAUCAAAGCUUUGGAUGAUAUGGCCAAAGAGCUUGAGGAAAAUUCUCGGUCUACUUUUGGUAGUCUGAAUACUGAAGUUUCCAAGCAUUCACAUGCUGUUGAGGAUUUCUUCCAAAGAAUUGCUUCAGAAGCGGAUGCAUUAUUUAAUGAUCUUCAAAGCAAUCUUGAGAUGCAAAAGAAAAAGCUAAGUGCAUAUGCACAACAGCAGCAUGAGGCACAUUCCAGAGCAGUAGAAACUGCACGAUCAGUUUCAAAAAUCACAGUCAAAUUCUUCAAGACUCUAGACAUGCACGCGUCUAACCUGACCGAAAUUGUGGAAGAAGCACAAAUAGUCAAUGAUCACAAAUUGUCUGAACUGGAAAAGAAGUUUGAGGAGUGUGCUGCGAAUGAAGAAAGGCAAUUGUUGGAGAAAAUGGCAGAGCUGCUUGCGAGUUCAAAUGCGAGGAAGAAAAAACUGGUGCAAAUGGCUGUGCAUGAACUCCGGGAAAGUGCAAACAGUAGAACUAACAAACUGCAGCAAGAAAUGUCAACCAUGCAGGAUUCCACUUCUUCUAUUAAAGCUGAAUGGACAGUCCACAUGGAAAAAACAGAAUCCAACCAUUUUGAGGACACUUCUGCCGUGGAAAGUGGAAGGAAAGUCCUGGAGGAGGUUCUUCAUAACUGUUUACACAAGGCAAAAAUGGGUGCACAACAGUGGAGAAAUGCUCAAGAAUCCUUGCUCAGCCUAGAAAAAAGCAAUGUUGCUUCUGUGGAUUCCAUUGUUAGGGGAGGAACCGAAGCCAACCAAAUCCUUCGUGGACGGUUUUCUUCUGCUGUAUCAGCUGCAGUUGAAGAUGUUGACAUUGCAAACAAUGAUCUCCUCUCAUCCAUUGAACAUUCAUUACAUCUUGACCGCGAUGCUUGUGGAAAUUUCAAUUCCAUGAUUUCUCCUUGUUGUGAAGAUCUGAGGGAACUGAAGGGUAGCCACUACCACAAGAUCGUUGAAAUUACGAAUAAUGCUGGGAACUGUCUUCAGGAUGAAUAUGUGGUGGACGAACCAUCUUGUUCAACACCAAGAAAGAGGUCAUUCAAUCUGCCAACCGUUGCAUCAAUUGAAGAACUUAGAACUCCUGCUUUUGAAGAAUUGUUGAAGUCAUUCUGGGAUGCAAAAUCCGCAAAACAAGUAAACGGAGACAUCAAACAACAUGUUGUGGCGGCAUAUGAGGCUGCUGCCCAAUCCUUAAGAGACUCAAGAGUUCCUCUCACCGCUAUUAACUGA